AUGGUAACGUGUCUACGUCCUUAGGUGAUGAAGUGAAACAUCAAUUUCCCAAUUCAAUCCAUCGCUGCUCCCUUCCACUCACCGCUCGCGAUCAACACCGUACUUCUCUACUCAUUGCAUUUUCUUCAUUCUUAAUCGAUACUCAUCUUCAAACUUUACCUAAAUUUUUCUUCUUUAACCUCAUCUUCUCGAAUAUGUUAGGUCAAAAUGAAAAAAUUUUGCUUGUAAAGAAGUUGGGGCUAUUUUUUAUGUUAGGCCCUGCACAAAAUGAAUUAACUUUUGAAUACUUGGAGGAAAAUAUUAAUCAAUAAGUUUCUACCGUUUGAUUUGGUUAUACUACUGUCAUGGUUUUAAAUUGCGGCUGUAGUCUCGCUAGAUUCUUGAUCCUGCGGGAAGAUUGUGGAUGAUGGAACUGGGGUUGUGAACCACAGUUUAAAACCAUGAAUACCGAUAAAAAAAAGUUGCUAAUUUGUCGAAUCUUUGGUCUUUUACGUGUGGUAACUUAAUUGUUGUGUGAGACUAGAGGCAAAACAGAAGAUUUCUAACUGUGUUACAACUUAUUGUAAUUGGAGGAUGAUUUAUUAUUAGACUAUUGUUAUCCAAAAUAGUGUAAUUGUUUCAAAAAUUUAGUUGAAUGGUAGUGAGUCAUGAUUCUAUGGAGCUCUUCAUAUGUAGUGUAGUUUUUCUUCCAUGGUUGUAGUUCCGAGACACCAAACAGGCCACGUGUGUUUCAGUAUUCUCUUUUUCUAGAUUCUUUGAUUUCUUAAAAGUGCCGUGUACUCGGGUCUUUUUGAACCUUCUUUGUUUUGUCACUCAUUCAUGUUCAGCACAGACCUUGAAUUUUGAAUUUCUUUAAAACUUCGAAUCUCCCUCAUCCCUUUUUCUGGUUUAGAUUUGGUUCUUUCUAAAUCAUGGGGUGCUACAGAAGGGGAGCUCUUGAUCACCUUCGCAUCUUGGCUUCGAGAUUUAUGCCUCAGAAUCCAACUUUUCGGCAUAGUUUUAGGAGUUGCAAAUCUUGGUAUUUGAAUUCAGGUUCAAAAGGGGCUAUUUUUAAUGGGUUCUCUUCAUGGCGUUCGAUUUCUCAGAGACUGGGGGCAAAAGGUGUUGUUGGAGUUAAUGGUAACUUUCACAAUCUCUUUCCUUUGGGGGCUAAGAGACUUUACUGUAUUGAUCCAUAUAAUGUGCAACAUUUCAAGCCAAGGGGACUAAGGCAUUGGUUUAAGAAUUCUAGAAAUGUUUUUGUUGUGAUGGUUGGUUCAGGGGUUUUAAUCACUGUCUAUUUUGGGAACUUGGAAACGGUUCCUUGUACAAACAGAACCCAUUUGAUUCUGUUGUCAAAAGAAUUUGAGAGGAGGCUAGGUGAGCACGGGUUUGAAAAAGUUAAAGUCAAUUUUAACGGGAACAUAUUGCCUCCAAUACAUCCUCAAAGUGUGAGGGUGACAAUGAUAGCUAGGGAAAUAGUUGAUGCAUUACACAGAGGGUUGAGAAAGGAUAAGAUGUUGAAUGAUUUGGGGUAUACAUCAGAGCAUACUAUGCUGGUUGAAGGAGAUGGAAGGGAGACAUUGAGUGGAUUGGUUGGUAAUGAAGAGAAAGUUGAAAGGAGUUGGCACGAGGGGGAUAAGAUUCUUGAUGAGAAAAAAUGCUGGAAAUAUGAUCAGGAAAGAUGGUCAAAAGCUAGUACCUCACAUUUGGAUGGAUUGAAUUGGGAAAUUUUGAUUGUAAAUGAGCCAGUUGUUAAUGCCUUCUGCUUACCUGGUGGGAAGAUAGUUGUGUUUUCUGGUUUGUUUGAGCAUUUUCAAAGUGAUGCAGAGAUAGCAACUAUUAUAGGGCACGAGGUUGGGCAUGCUGUUGCAAGACACAGUGCUGAGGGGAUUACAAAGAAGUUUUCGUUUGGUAUUCUACAAUUGAUACUUUAUCAGCUUGUCAUGCCUGAUAUUGUCAACAUAGUGUCAUCCAUUUUCUUCCACCUACCUUUCUCCAGGCGGAUGGAAAUAGAAGCUGAUUACAUUGGGAUGCUGCUAAUUGCAUCAGCAGGGUAUGAUCCCCGGGUGGCACCUGGAGUGUAUGAAAAGUUGGGAAACAUUGGUGGUGAUUCUACCGGAAUGGAUUAUCUCUCUACUCACCCGCCUGGUAUACAAAGAGCAGAAUUUCUGGCACAACCUAACAUAAUGGAAGAAGCGCUUAGCAUAUAUAGAGAUGUAAGAGAAGGACGUAGGGUUCAAGCUUUUCUUUAGGACUGCACAACCAACACUUGUGUCUGCAUCUGUUUGUUACAAUACUCUUUUUUCAACACAAAAAUAUGGGAAUUAUCAACUAAAUAGACACAACUGUUUUUUUUUUUCUUGUGUCACUGGAAAUAUAACGUUUUGCUCCUAUGUCCAUCAAAUUUCCUAAGAUUUGUAAAUAGUGUGUGACUAAAUA
Molecule: messenger RNA, 2421 nt
Organism: Vigna unguiculata (cowpea)
Lineage: Eukaryota; Viridiplantae; Streptophyta; Magnoliopsida; Fabales; Fabaceae
Product: mitochondrial metalloendopeptidase OMA1-like
Cellular component (GO): membrane
Molecular function (GO): metalloendopeptidase activity
Source: RefSeq, a predicted model, not a curated record